This is a messenger RNA of Paraphaeosphaeria sporulosa, 746 nucleotides long. RefSeq names its product small COPII coat GTPase sar1. The coding region runs from base 61 to 516 and encodes 151 amino acids. Gene Ontology annotation, biological process: vesicle organization; endoplasmic reticulum to Golgi vesicle-mediated transport; membrane organization. NCBI's taxonomy places the organism in Eukaryota, Fungi, Ascomycota, Dothideomycetes, Pleosporales, Didymosphaeriaceae. Gene Ontology annotation, molecular function: GTPase activity; GTP binding. The record is from RefSeq and is a predicted model, not a curated record. Gene Ontology annotation, cellular component: endoplasmic reticulum exit site; COPII vesicle coat. The transcript is spliced from 3 exons.
CUACGUAAGCGCAGCUGAUACACUGGAAAAACAAUCGCUCAUGUAGACAGGCUUCUUCACAUGCUCAAGAAUGACAGGGUGGCAGUUCUUCAGCCUACCCUUCAUCCUACCUCCGAAGAGCUCUCUAUCGGCAACGUCAAGUUCACGACCUUUGAUCUUGGAGGUCACGCACAAGCCCGCCGUCUCUGGCGCGACUACUUCCCCGAAGUCAGUGGCAUUGUCUUCCUCGUGGACGCGAAGGACCACGAGCGUCUCACAGAGUCAAAAGCGGAGCUCGACGCUCUCCUGGCUAUGGAGGAGCUUGCCAACACCCCCUUCGUCAUCCUCGGAAACAAGAUCGACCACCCCGACGCUAUCUCCGAAGACCAGCUCAGGGCAGCUUUGGGUCUGUACCAGACCACGGGCAAGGGCAAGGUACCGCUUGAGGGCAUCCGGCCGAUCGAGGUCUUCAUGUGCAGUGUCGUCAUGCGACAAGGUUACGGCGAAGGUAUCCGCUGGCUCAGCCAGUACGUCUAAGGACGUAGAGUGUGAUAUUAAGGCGCGACGCGCUAAUACGGACAUAUGAUUUGGAUCGAAUGAGGCGUAGGGAGUGGAUGAGCUUGGAUGUAUGAUGGUUCUCUCACGUGUGGCAAAUUUAACCUUCAUGAACUGGCAUUUGUCAUAGGAAUGCCAGUCUUCAUUUAACACCAAUAAGUUCAGCGAUUGCCAAACGCGUGACAGGGAGUGAGGCUACGACAGAAUGUUGG